Messenger RNA from Peronospora belbahrii, 525 nucleotides. The record is from the annotation of a GenBank genome assembly. Lineage: Eukaryota; Oomycota; Peronosporomycetes; Peronosporales; Peronosporaceae.
AUGACGUCUACACGCAAGUUUUGCUGUGACGACCUGUUUCGCUUCAACAAUGUCAAUUUAGAUGUGCUUACGGAAACUUACAAUAUGUCGUUUUACCUUCAGUAUUUGUCCAAGUGGCCGGACUAUUUCCUCGUGCAGAAGGACCCUAACGAUACUAUCAUGGGUUACAUCAUGGGCAAAGCUGAGGGACAAGGAUGUAAUUGGCAUGGACAUGUAACGGCAGUGACGGUCGCUCCAGAGUUUCGACGACUUGGUCUAGCCAAAAAACUUAUGGAUUACUUGGAGAACGUAUCGAUAGAACUCUACAAUGGCUAUUUUGUGGACUUAUUUGUUCGAGUUUCCAACUCGCUGGCCAUUGCGAUGUAUGAGAAAUUUGGCUACUCGGUCUAUAGACGGGUGCUAGGAUAUUAUUCAAGUGCAGAGGAUGGGGAGGACGCAUUUGAUAUGAGAAAGUCUCUUCCCCGAGAUGUUCAAAAAAAGUCGAUCAUACCUUUGCCGCAUCCGAUCACGCCGGACCAGUUGUAG